UGCUCAGAGAGGCGGCCGGCGCUGCCGCUCCCGCUCCCGAGCACGGCAGAUGGCCCGGUGUGGGGCUUUGUUCCGGCUUCUGCUGCUCCUUGCAGCCUCUGGCCUGCACAUGGGUGAGGCCUUCAAAUGCUUUACAUGUGAGCAGCCCACACCCAUCUCUUCAUGCAAGAACAUCACUCACUGCCACCCCGAGGCCACGGCCUGCAAGACCACGCUGGUGCAGGUGGAGUCAGAGUACCCCUUCCACCAGAGCCCCGUGGUGAUCCGGUCCUGCGCCAGCUCCUGCAUCGCCAGCGACCCCGACAGCAUCGGGGCUGCCCACCCUGUCUACUGCUGCUUCCGUGACCUGUGCAACUCCAUACAGGCCACCAGGGUUGGUGUCAGGGCCCAGGCCCCGCUGGGCGCCCCGCUCCUUCCCUGAAGGGCCUGCCACCACCAGAGGCCACCUGUGUCUGUGCGCUCCCCGGAGCUUCCCAAGCCACCAUUAACCAUGGGACUCAUGGGGUGAGCACCCUGCCAGGGGCCUCCUGCCCCCCAGGCUCCGCCCUUGCAGAAAAUAAACAUCAC
Messenger RNA from Hyaena hyaena (striped hyena), 567 nucleotides. RefSeq names its product secreted LY6/PLAUR domain containing 1 (gene SLURP1). The record is from RefSeq and is a predicted model, not a curated record. The coding region runs from base 50 to 421 and encodes 123 amino acids. Lineage: Eukaryota; Metazoa; Chordata; Mammalia; Carnivora; Hyaenidae. Gene Ontology annotation, molecular function: acetylcholine receptor inhibitor activity. The transcript has 3 exons.